Messenger RNA from Triticum aestivum (bread wheat), 1642 nucleotides. RefSeq lists its product as uncharacterized. The record is from RefSeq and is a predicted model, not a curated record. Lineage: Eukaryota; Viridiplantae; Streptophyta; Magnoliopsida; Poales; Poaceae. The coding region runs from base 609 to 1154 and encodes 181 amino acids. The transcript has 5 exons.
UCUCCCUCACCUUUGCCGCCCAUCUUCCUUGGCCUGAAGGAUCCUGCUUCGAUUCCCGGCGCCAUCUCUGACGCACACCCAAACUUCUUCUCCUCGGCUUCAAAUCCCCCAACUGCGGUGGCGAGGGCACAUCCGCAUCGCAGGCGAUGGUGCCGGCGAGGCUGCCCCCAAACGACGUGGGGACGGCACUGGCUGGGGACAUGAACCCCAGCCCCCGGAGCCUGGCACGCGUCAACGCCAACGGGCCCGGAGGGCCUGGGCUGCGUCAAACGUCGUCGGGCGCCGAAGCGACCAGGCAACUCAGCGACCUCGCCCUCUCCGAGGUCAUCCGCCACGGCACCAUCGUCGAGUAGGACGGAGGCGCUCCUCCAGAGUCGCUGCUGCACCGAGAGAAGAGGAGUUGGCAGCCACUCCUCCCGACGACAACGACGACAAGAUGCCUGUUGGUUGGCUGCUCCCCAUCUCUCGCCCAUCUCAAUCUCCUCCUCACCGCCGACCUCGGCCCUAGCAAGCUCGACCCUCCAACGCGGGCAGCGGCAAGUCCUCUGCUCUCUUGUCAUCCCUUCCUUCAGGAUUUCUCUGAAAUGAAAUAAUAAGGUGCACACUCCAUGGACCAGGACGACCACCAGGACCUCCACGGCGAUGAUGAAGCCCCGCACAUGUUCGAGCUCGAUGGAACAAUAGUGCCUCGGUGUGGUGCAGCCGAGUUGGGCCAACGAUUACGUCUCCAUGGUCCUCGACCGCCUCGAUGGCUUCUAAUUCGGGACAACAAGUCAUCUGUAGGGAGGGAUUCUGUCAUUGCUAUAUACUCUAGUUCCAAUCCAUGGACGACAUCCACAAGGACCAAGACGUCGAACACCUCAUCCAGCCAGCCCCCGCACAAGCCCAAGCACCAUGAAGACCCGUCUUGGCCAGCACCAGAAGCGCCAUGGGCAGUGAAGACCAGCAGCUGCAUGACCACACUCAGCCAUCUCCGGCCAUGGCGACAGACUGCAACACAGCUGCUCAUCCAUUGGUGUUGCUGCUCUCCUCUUGUUUGUCAUCAUGAACACACCGUUGGUGUUGCUGCUCUCCUCUUGUUUGUCAUCAUGAACACACCGUUGGUGUUGCUGCUCUCCUUUGGUUUGGCUGCCAUCGGGAUGAUUCUCACUUAAACGCUGAACGAGAUGGUUUCCAGCUGUGCGCCCAGUCCUGAACUCGCCAUUUGUGUCCUCCUGCAGUUCCACAAGGUUCGGCCGUGAACGCCAACUGACAGGACUCUAAACUAUGCCCUUCUUAUUUCUGCCUGAUUCACCAUGGACAAGUUUCUUACUGGUUGAGCGCAUGAACACUCUACAUAGCUGAGGUGACGAUGCAGACCAAAUCUUCUUCAAGUACAGACCCAUAAACUGCAUCAGCUUGGAGUCGGGCAUGCAUGAGGUCUCCUUUUACUUACUCCAUACUCGAAGGUGCACUACUGCAGGAUGCUGCUAACGCGACACUACGAUCAGAGACCCUUUGACGAAACUGUAUGCGAUGCCAUAAUCGCAAAUGGUGGUGUAAAAAAUUGUUAAAAAGGUGCAAAAGUUUGCGAUGAAGGAUGCAUAAAACACGGUUCAGAUUUUAGUUGCGUGUGCAAUGCAGAGCAUACGAUUCAGCUUAA